Molecule: messenger RNA, 962 nt
Organism: Episyrphus balteatus (marmalade hoverfly)
Lineage: Eukaryota; Metazoa; Arthropoda; Insecta; Diptera; Syrphidae
Gene: Vha36-1
Product: V-type proton ATPase subunit D 1
Exons: 4
Coding region: 115-855 (246 amino acids)
Cellular component (GO): proton-transporting V-type ATPase complex
Molecular function (GO): proton-transporting ATPase activity, rotational mechanism
Source: RefSeq, a predicted model, not a curated record
UUUGUCAGCUGACCUAUUAAAAAAUUUUCUUUCACUAAAACGAAAUUGAAAAAAAAUUAUUCCAUCUUUUUGUGAAAAGAAAAUUUUAAUAAAAAAGCAUUACUCCUUUGCAAAAUGUCCGGAAAAGAUAGGCUUGCAAUUUUUCCAUCUCGUGGAGCUCAAAUGUUGAUGAAAUCACGUUUGGCUGGUGCACAAAAAGGCCAUGGACUGCUUAAAAAGAAAGCCGAUGCUCUCCAAAUGCGUUUCCGUAUGAUUUUGGGAAAAAUCAUUGAAACCAAGACUCUCAUGGGUGAAGUUAUGAAAGAAGCUGCAUUUUCUCUAGCCGAAGCCAAAUUCACCACUGGUGACUUUAAUCAAGUCGUCCUCCAAAAUGUCACCAAGGCACAAAUCAAGAUCCGCACAAAGAAGGACAAUGUUGCCGGUGUUACGUUGCCCGUAUUCGAAUCCUAUACGGAUGGUGUUGAUACCUAUGAAUUGGCUGGUUUGGCUCGUGGUGGUCAGCAAUUGGCAAGACUAAAGAAGAACUACCAGAGCGCCGUCAAAUUGCUUGUAGAGCUGGCUUCUCUACAAACAUCUUUUGUAACCUUGGAUGAGGUUAUCAAAAUUACCAACAGAAGAGUCAAUGCUAUUGAACACGUCAUUAUUCCUCGUAUUGAACGUACUUUGGCUUAUAUUAUCUCCGAACUGGACGAGUUGGAGCGUGAAGAGUUCUACCGUUUGAAGAAGAUCCAGGACAAGAAGAGGAUUUCACGUAAAAAGGCGGAUGAGAGGAAAGCCGCUCUUCUGGAAGCUGGCGUCGAUGUUCAUCACCAAGCCAAUAUACUCGACGAGGGUGACGAUGAUGUCUUGUUCUAGGAAUAUCAAAUAGUUUUCGUCUUUCUCGUUGUCACAUCGUCCCUUUUGCUGUGUAAACAAAAACAAUAUAAAAAUUAUAAUAAAAAAAAAAAAACAAUAACAAAAAA